Vitis vinifera (wine grape) is the source of this 852-nucleotide messenger RNA. Its product is annotated as R2R3 transcription factor MYB108-like protein 2. Lineage: Eukaryota; Viridiplantae; Streptophyta; Magnoliopsida; Vitales; Vitaceae. Gene Ontology annotation, biological process: regulation of DNA-templated transcription. Gene Ontology annotation, cellular component: nucleus. The record is from RefSeq and is marked provisional. Gene Ontology annotation, molecular function: sequence-specific DNA binding; DNA-binding transcription factor activity.
AUGGUGGUGAGCGAGAGAGGUUGUGACUCAGAAGAAGAGAUGAACAUGGACCUGAGGAAAGGUCCAUGGACGGCUGAAGAGGACACGCUGCUCAACAAUUACAUUACCAUCCACGGCGAAGGCCGCUGGAACUCCCUAGCUCGCUGCGCAGGUUUGAAGAGAACUGGGAAGAGUUGCAGGCUGAGAUGGUUGAACUACUUGCGACCUAAUGUCAAGCGCGGAAACAUUACGCUGCAAGAACAGCUGCUUAUCCUCGAGCUCCAUUCACGCUAUGGAAACAGGUGGUCCAAAAUAGCCCAACACCUGCCUGGGAGGACAGACAAUGAGAUCAAAAACUACUGGAGAACAAGGGUUCAAAAGCAGGCAAAGCAGCUCAAAUGCGAUGUUAACAGCAAGCAAUUCAGAGACACCAUGCGCUAUGUGUGGAUGCCACGCUUGGUCGAGCGAAUCAAAGCUGCCGGAGGCGAUUCCACCCCCACCGCCCCCGCCACCUACGGUCACCAUAUGUCAAGUCAAAUUCUGGACAUGCCCAGAAACGGCGAGUUUGGGUUGGGGUACUCAGACCCAGGUCUCCGGCCAGAGUUCUCCGGGGGGCCCUCAGAGGGGUCGGAGACCCAGGUGUCGCCGGUAUCAGACAUGACAGACUACUACGAUCUCUGGCGGGCACUGCUCGGACAGUCAGCAAAACGGGGUCAUCAUACCCAGCAAGCGGAUACAUCAUCUGGGUGCUUGGAAUUUGAGGGGCUUGAGCAGAGCAAUGGGUGGUCGUUGGGAGGUGGGGACUCACUGGAGAAUUUGCUGAAUGAUGAGGAUAUUUGGUUCUUAAAGCAACAGUUCUUUGACGACUUCUAG